GAUGUAUGAUAUAUGAGCUAGAUAAAAUAAUUUUGGAGCCUGUCUGUAAAGGAAAUCAAAUGACCCACAAUGCAGUUCGAUAACAACACGCAUGCGCUAACGUUCCAUUAAUGAAUGGUGAAAAUGAGUUCCAAAAUAGCAAGAAAAGCCCAGGCCAUUCAAUCACGGAAAAAGCGUGCCAAGGCUAAAGCUCGGUUCAAAGGAGAUCGUCAGACGCUGAGAAGAGAAGGUGGUCGAAGCUCCAGUGAACCAGAUCUGCGUUUCUUCCACUAUUAUUAUCCUUGGCUACAUCAUGGUGCCGUCAUUGUAUCUGAUUCACAUGGGAAGCAUGAUCCAAUUUAUGAUGAGGAAGAAGAGGAUGAAGAGAUUCUAGGCUCUGACGAUGAUGAACAAGAAGACCCCAAAGACUAUUGUAAAGGUGGAUAUCAUCCAGUGAAGAUUGGGGAUUUAUUUAAUAACAGAUACCAUGUUGUGAGGAAGCUAGGGUGGGGACAUUUCUCCACUGUCUGGUUAUGCUGGGAUCUCAAAGCCAAAAGAUUUGUUGCCAUGAAGGUUGUGAAGAGUGCCCAGCACUAUACUGAAACUGCCAUUGAUGAAAUCAAACUUCUCAGAUGUGUAAGAGAGGCAGAUGAAAUUGACCCAUUCAGGGAAAGAACAGUUCAACUGUUGGAUGAUUUUAAGAUAUCGGGUGUCAAUGGAACACAUGUAUGCAUGGUGUUCGAAGUAUUAGGCAACAAUCUACUCAAGUUUAUCAUCCGUUCCAACUAUCAAGGAAUCCCACUUAAAAAUGUUAAAAAUAUUAUUAAACAGUGUUUGCAAGGCUUACACUACCUGCAUGCUAAAUGUAAGAUAAUCCAUACAGACAUAAAACCAGAGAAUGUACUUAUAUGUGUUGAUGAACCCUAUAUUAGAAAGUUGGCAGCAGACGCAUAUGAAUGGCAAAAAAUGGGUGUUAAACUGCCCGGAUCAGCAGUGAGCACAGCACCUAGGGAAAAGCCAGUUGAUGCUGCAAAAAUGUCCAAAAACAAGAAGAAAAAGUUAAAAAAGAAAGCUAAGAAGCAGCAGCAGUUAAUGGAUCUACAGAUGCAGCAGAUUACAGAAGUGGAGCAGGAAAAGCUCCCUGAUGAACCAGAUCAGGAGCAAGAUGUAGCAGAAAAUGACUCCCAAGAUGAUCAGAGGAGAUCCUUGAUUGCCGCUGACACCAAUGAGCCAAACUGUGAUAGUAACAACAGCAGCAACCGAAAUAGCGUGGUGGUUGAAAACAACGAUGCCGAUGCUGCCCCGCCCACCAAUCAGCCUGUCAAUAACUCGGACACACCCACCACCGCACCCACUACUACCAGUGAUACACCAAAACUAGAUAACACUGUCAAUAUCACCAUAAAUAAUGAAAAUGACAUAAAUAUUCUCAGUCAGCAGAACAAUAAUGCCAAUCCAAACAAAUCCAGCGACAAAGAUACACUUGAUAAGUCAAGUUUAAGAGAACAAGAAGAAAACCUGAAAAAUUCCUCAGAAUCUCUGCCAAACAAUGUAUGUAAGAUUGUCGACCAAAAGGAAAACCUCGAUUUGAAAAAUCCAACAACAAUCACCGAUUGUGAAUCUCCAACAGUUGAAACCAGCAAAGGUAUAUCAACAUCAACGAGUGGCGAUUCUAUAAGUGUGUCAGUGUCAGAGUGUAACGGACAUGAUUCUCCAGUUAAGGAGACGGCCAGUGUGACGGCUGGUAAUAUUGACAAUGAUGUGAGUGUGACAAAUAACUGUGAUGAUAAUGUAAUGGAUCAAGAAUCUGACGAGCGAGGUCAAAGUCAAGAGGACCGAGAGCAGGACUGUGCUGAUGAUGACCAGGAGAAAGGCGAUGGAGAUGCAUCCUCAAUGAAUGAUGUGAUCUUUGAUCCAGUUAGAGAAAUCUGUGAGAUCCCAUGUAAACUGGCAGAUCUGGGAAAUGCCUGUUGGACUUAUCACCAUUUUACGGAGGAUAUUCAGACUCGACAGUACAGAUGUCUAGAAGUGUUGGUUGGUGCUGGUUAUGGUACCCCAGCUGAUAUCUGGAGUACAGCAUGUAUGGCAUUUGAGUUGGCAACAGGUGAUUAUUUGUUUGAGCCUCAUUCUGGAGGAGAGGAAUAUUCAAGGGAUGAAGACCAUCUUGCACACAUUAUAGAACUUCUGGGACCUAUACCUCGACAUAUAGCACUGUCUGGAAAAUACUCGAGAGAAUUCUUUAAUAGGAAAGGUAUGGCGUUUGGUUUUCCGUCUUAA
This is a messenger RNA of Ruditapes philippinarum (Manila clam), 2256 nucleotides long. RefSeq names its product SRSF protein kinase 3-like. NCBI's taxonomy places the organism in Eukaryota, Metazoa, Mollusca, Bivalvia, Venerida, Veneridae. The coding region runs from base 115 to 2256 and encodes 713 amino acids. The record is from RefSeq and is a predicted model, not a curated record. The transcript has 16 exons. Gene Ontology annotation, biological process: regulation of mRNA processing; protein phosphorylation; spliceosomal complex assembly. Gene Ontology annotation, molecular function: protein kinase activity; ATP binding.